AUGAGCUUCAUGCAAAAGCGCGGUCUCUCGACCCUCAUCCCCCCCAAGAUUGCUUCUCCCAAUGCUAUCGGCUCCUCCCCCAAUGCUGUCCGCAUGCAGAAGGUCGUGAGCUUUUACGAGAAGCUGCCCCGUGGCCCAGCUCCCGAGCCCGAGGCCAAGGGUCUUCUCGGACGCUACCAGAAGAAGUACAUGGGCAAGAACCCAUCAGGAAGGCCUCUCGUCCACGUCAUUGGCUUCCUGAUUGCGCUCGGCUACGCACAGAACUACUACUUCCAUCUCCGCCACCACAAGAACAACGAGCACUAA
Alternaria burnsii is the source of this 306-nucleotide messenger RNA. RefSeq lists its product as uncharacterized. The coding region runs from base 1 to 306 and encodes 101 amino acids. Lineage: Eukaryota; Fungi; Ascomycota; Dothideomycetes; Pleosporales; Pleosporaceae. Gene Ontology annotation, biological process: proton motive force-driven ATP synthesis. The record is from RefSeq and is a predicted model, not a curated record. The transcript has 5 exons.